Helianthus annuus (common sunflower) is the source of this 1231-nucleotide messenger RNA. RefSeq lists its product as uncharacterized. The transcript is spliced from 6 exons. The coding region runs from base 65 to 1039 and encodes 324 amino acids. Lineage: Eukaryota; Viridiplantae; Streptophyta; Magnoliopsida; Asterales; Asteraceae. The record is from RefSeq and is a predicted model, not a curated record.
AGUUUUGCAGGUAUGUGGCUUGCAUUUUAGGGCCAUUACUGAUAGAAAGGAUUGCGAGGUUGAAAUGGAAAAUUAUGAUGACGAUUGUACAUUCGACAAAAUUAAUAGUGCAUUUGAACGUCUUAAUAUUUCAAUCGAAGAGGCUACAAAGAAUAAGAGAAUUCUGGCUUCAAGGUUGGAUCGGGCCGUCAGUUUAAAGAGAGAAGUUGAAUUGAAAGAGAAAGCUGCAGAAGAAGCGAAAGUGGAAGCAGCUACUAGCAGUUUAGAUAUUCUUGCAAAGGUGGAGGCACUUAAACAGGCGCAGCAGCCCGUAAAGGAAACAAAUGACAUGCAUGCUAGAGAAGUGUAUGCACAGAAGGCGGUUUUAGUUAAAGAAUUGAAAGAACUUCAACUUCGUAUGUCUGGUUUGUUGAACGAAGGUCGUAGAUCUUUUAUAAUUUCUGAUGAGAUGCAUAGGAUAUUGAAGAGGAGAUUGAGUAAAGCUUAUAGAGAAAAGGAGUUAGCAGAAAAAGUAAAGGUAGAAAAGGAGAAAUUGGCUCUGAAAGCCCUUGCUUUUGAAAAAAGCCAAGUGUUAAAACUGGUAAAAGAGUCAGAGAGACUAAAACAAGAAGCAGUGGAGAAUUCUAAGUUGCAGGAUUUGCUCAAAGAACGUGAAUCUGUUGUUAAUAUCUUACAUGGAGAAGUAUCCGAUAAGUAUCAAGAUAUUAACUGGUUUAUAGAGCAUCUUGACCGACCCGUCUUGCAGCGACGUGGAUUAUCAUCAUCUAGCCAAACAUCAGCAGAUAUGGAUUUGAAGGAGCAAAAGGGAAAUAUGAAUGGGUCAUCUGAGGUAAAAAGUACACCUGUGGUUGCAGAUAUCACUAAAGGGGGACAUUCGGUGUCAAAUAAGGGUUCUGUUGCUUCUGCACAAACUAAUGCAGAGUGGGUAGCUGCACCAUUAACUGGGAAGCAUGUUGUUAAAAAAUGGAAAAUAAAAGAAAAAAAUUUAUCUACACAAAGAAAGAUUGCACCUGCAGGAGGGGAGAUUUAUUGGGGAUAAUUUGAUUGAGAUAUAGUGGUAACAUUUAGUAUUCAUCUCAGUAUAUGGUUAUCAUCCUUAAAUUGUUUAAAAAUUUUGUUGUGUUUUGGAGAAAUGAUUUAGAAAUGGGCAGUGGGCUUUGAAUUGGUUUUACAAGAAUUACAUCUCUCUAUGUAUAACAUUAAGCGCUAACUAAGAUGGUCAUUGGGUAAA